Mugil cephalus (flathead mullet) is the source of this 3366-nucleotide messenger RNA. It is a transcript of the gene p3h2, whose product is annotated as prolyl 3-hydroxylase 2. The record is from RefSeq and is a predicted model, not a curated record. Gene Ontology annotation, biological process: collagen metabolic process. NCBI's taxonomy places the organism in Eukaryota, Metazoa, Chordata, Actinopteri, Mugiliformes, Mugilidae. Gene Ontology annotation, cellular component: endoplasmic reticulum. Bases 201 to 2252 code for a protein of 683 amino acids. Gene Ontology annotation, molecular function: L-ascorbic acid binding; procollagen-proline 3-dioxygenase activity; iron ion binding. The transcript has 15 exons.
UUAGCUGCGCCACACAGGGGUCAUGACAAAAUGUGUGUCCCCGAUUGACUAACAUUAUUUCCGCCCUGCCCCCGGUGAAGCUCUGAACAUCUUUGCCUAUAGAGCAGCAUUUAAAUGGACCGUGAAACGAGUGUGAGCUGGUUGCUGUGACCUGCCUGCUGUCCGCCUGUCGCUCCUCGCUGUCUGAACCGAAGCAGAGAAUGGAUGGAAACUUUUCACCGGCUCUUGUCUCCUCUAUACUCCUGUUAUCCGCCGUGUUGACAUCCUCGACAGCUUUUCUGGAGCCUUAUGACCUGUUAUAUGACAACGCAGUGCAGGCAUUUUACAACAGCGACUAUGAAAAUGUGGUGCGCUACAUGGAGGGAGCGCUCAGCAGCCACAGCGAAGUCCGGCGCACCAAAGUCCGGUGCCGGCUGAGGUGCCAGGACCACCAUCAGUUUGAGGAGACAUUCACGGACCUGCGCUUCUUCGACGUGGUUCUGCGGAGAGCGGCAUGCAUGAACAAAUGUAUCGAGGAGAAAGUCGGCACACAGUCUGUGCACCGAGUCAGCGAGGAUGUACUUCAGGACUUUAACAGGAGGAUCCCAUACAAUUAUCUGCAGCUGGCUUAUCUGAAGUUGAAGCAGCCUGACAAGGCAGCAGCGGCAGCUCACACAUAUUUCCAGGCCAAUCCAGAACAUGUGGAGAUGAGUGAGGACCUGGAGCAGUACAAAGACCUGCAGGAUGUCAAGGAAGACCACUUUGUGGACCGGGAAGCCCGGCCUCACCAGCGCUCUUUCACAGCAGCAGUGAAGUUAUACGACCGUGGUGAUUACGAAGGAGCCAUCGCUCUGUUUGAGGAAGCUCUGGAGGAGUACUAUAGGGCAGAUGUGGAGUGUCGAGCCUUGUGCCAGGGACCACAGAGAUUUGAGGGUCACGAUCAUGUCCUCUACCGUUACAGCCUCCAUGAACUCAUAUCAGACCACUUCACUCAGGUGCUGCACUGUGAACACGAGUGUAUCAGAGACCUUGCUACUCGGCCAGGCCGCCUCUCACCCAUGGAGAACUACCUGCCUCUGCACUACGACUACCUUCAGUAUGCCUAUUUCAAAGUGGACAGGCUGGAGGAGGCACUUGACUGUGCUCUAACCUACCUUUUAUUCCACAAGGGAGAGGAGUUCAUGAUGGACAAUGUUGAUUACUACAGAGAGGUGCUGGGACGAUGGGAUGCCGGUGAGCCGCGAGAGAAAGCUGCGUGGUACCUGAGGAGGCACCAACAGGAACUGGAGCUCCUUCUCAUAGGCAGCAAAAUCAUGGGUGUGGAGUUCACUGAAGGGAAUUACUGGAGCAGCACAGGUGGAAGAGAUGACUCAAAUAGGAUCCCCUCUGGCACAGAUGGCUGGAUGGAGUAUGUUCCCAUCUCUGAGAAGAAAAACGCCACUGUCACUGCCCCACAGCAGCUCAGAGAAGGUGGGCCCUUGGUGUACGAUGGUGUGCAGCUGGUGCAGAACUCGGCGGCCUUGAACGGGACCCAGAGGGUGCUGCUAGAUGAUGUCAUAUCUGAGGAUGAGUGUGCGGAGCUCAGGCACCUGGCACAUGCUGUCACCAUGGCAGGAGACGGUUACAGAGGCAGGAUGUCUCCACACACUCCAAAUGAGAAGUUUGAAGGAGCCACUGUGCUCAAAACUCUGCAGUAUGGAUACGAGGGCAGAGUCCCGUUGAGGAGCGCUCGCCUGUUCUACGAUACGAGUGAGCGAGCGAGACGAAUAAUCGAGUCUUACUUCAUGCUGAACUCCACUCUGCACUUCUCCUACACUCACCUGGUGUGCCGGACAGCCAUCACAGGCCAGCAAGAUCACAGGAAUGACCUGAGCCAUCCCAUCCACGCUGACAACUGUCUACUGGACCCCGAUGCUAAUGAGUGUUGGAAGGAACCACCCGCGUACACGUACAGAGACUACAGUGCACUAUUAUAUCUGAAUGGAGAUUUUGAAGGAGGAGAGUUCAUAUUUACAGAAAUGGAUGCCAAAACAGUCACGGCAUCAGUGAAACCCAAGUGUGGCAGGAUGGUGGGCUUCUCAUCAGGAGGGGAGAACCCACAUGGUGUGAAGGCCGUCACCAGCGGGCAGAGGUGUGCUGUGGCUCUGUGGUUCACCCUGGACCCACUCUUCAGAGAACUGGAGAGACUGCAGGCGGAUGAGGUAAUCCAGGCAUUGGACACAAAGUCUGUGUGGGGUCAGAGCCUCAACAUCAACCCAAAAGAUGAAUUGUAGACACAGAGAAACUGCACCCGCACCCUCUUCAACAAAACCUUUCUAUAUAUUUUGACUAUUUAUUGAAUGGCCUUUGGAUCAGAACAUUUCUAUUUUUGUACUGUUUGAAGUGCAAGGUUAAUGAUGUUGUCAUUGUCCUGUGUUUUUUUUUUUUUUUAAUUAUUAUUAUUAUUUGUGUUUCUCUUCGACACUUGACUUCUCUUUGGUUCAUUGUCUUUUCGUCCAGUCACAAACUCUAGUUAAGAAAAGAGUUAUCUUACAAAAACUCACUGAACUGUGAAGCUGACAUUUCACUGCUUUGAGUUGUUCUUUUUCUGGGCAACAUAUCCAGUGGGUACGAUUCAAAUAUGUUAUGAGUUCUUUUUAAAUUGCCUUGUUUGUUUGCCUUGUCAGUGGUCAUCAGCUUCAAAUAAUAUCAAAUGACAUCUUCACACAUGGUACUGUUGAAUAUGUUAUUACUAACAGCAUCAUGUCAUUCUAUUUCUUCAUAUCUGUGCCAGUAAUAAUUGUUUUCCCAAGUAGGCAGUGCACUGUUUUUUUUCUCAUUUGGGAAUCUGAAAUAGCACUCAUUUAAAGAAUUUAAGUAAGAGAUCAUGUUAUAUGCUGAAUAUUUAAUGAUCGUGCACUCUGUCUUUGUCUGUGUGUGGAGUCUGAAACUGAAAAUGCUUUCAGCCACUCUUAAUUUUACUUGCAUUAAGUCAUUUUCCUGCCCUCUGGACACACAGAGUAGAAUACUAGUGUACAUGUUCGCUGAGACGAGGACAUGACAAGUGUGUGUUUAUGUUGUACUUUUAUUUAUGUAUUAAUAAUAGACAGCUGCUGUCUGCAUUUAAAGAGAAAUUCAUUUUCAUAAAAGAUGCCAAUCAUUCCUGUUUCAAGGAAUACAUAUUAGUCUUUUAUUUCCUUACAUUUGUGUUGAUGAUGAUAGGUCAAGUCGUGCACUGUAAAUCAAAGGGUAAAAAGAGUAACUUUGUUUUUUGAUUCAAGAUGCUAACCAGACAUUUAAUCUUGUCCUUGUCAUGAGGUUGGCCACUUUUGUGUCACUGAUAUUUAAUUGCUGUAGCACACAAAACAUGUACAUGCUUAUAAAUUAAAAAAAAAAUCUAAUAUUCCA